AUGGCACCUGCGGCUGAAGAUAAAGCACAGCGACACAAGCUGGUAGUACGCGUACAUAGCGCCGAGGAGCUGCAACAUUCUUCGUCACAAGGCGCCUAUUGCAAACUCUACGUGGGGGCAACGGCCAUGACCGAGGGCAGCCACAAGGCGCUAAGCAAAAAGGACUCAAACGACUCCUCCACGUCCAACGAGGAUCUGGACGAGGCCUGGCAUCUCGAGGUGCGGCGUACACGCACGCAGCAUCAGCAACCCAACGCUCUGGCACCGCCCGAGACCAUUUGGGAUGAGGUUUUUGAGGUGCCCAUCCGUCCUGGUGUGGAUCUGGCCACGCAGAUCUUGAGUAUCCGCGUGAAGAGUCAUCACCUCUUCUUCUGCCCCGUAAUCGGGGCCUGCGCAGUCUCCCUGGCGAAUUUAUUGCCAGGGGAGAGAUUGGAGCAGUGGUUUCCUCUACAAAAGGGAAAGAAACCAGCGGGUCGUAUCCGGGUCAUGCUACUGAUUGUACCAGAAGAUAAAGCUAUAGUCUCGUCGUUGCCGAGACGGAAACAGCCGAAUCAAGAUGUCAUGGCGGCAAGAGCGGCGAACCACGAGGCGGAUGAGGCGAUUAAGAGGCUCGUGGAGAAACAAUUGAGACAAGAGGCCGAACGACGUCAGCGAAGACUUGAGAGAACGUCCAGUGGGCCGCCAGUGGAGGUGAAGCGACCAGCAGAGCAAGGUGACAGCCAUUUAAUUGGCAGAAAGAUGGACGAGGUGGCUAUUGGGGAUAGACAGACAAGAGAAGGUAACUCUACUUGGCCACCUCCGCCAGGUGUGUCGUCCCCCCGAGUGCUGCCUCCGCUUGGAACUCCUGCGGCGCUGAGGGAAAACUUUAAGGACGAUGAACCUCCGAGUCCACCGCCGACUGAGCAGCCGGUCUCGCCAAUGUCGGAGUAUGAACAACGGCUAGACCGGAAGUUGCGGCAAGUGCGGAAGGAGACGGCGAGACUACGCAAACUAAAAAUGCAACUUAAGAAAUACAUUCCGGAUCUGCAAAUGGAUUCGGAUUCGGACGACUCACUGGAAUCGGAUGAGGAACCGGAGACGCUGUCCGGAUCGUCGUCUGGCUCGGAACGACACCACCAUCGUGUUCAUUCAAAGGAAAACCACCCGCACAGCAACAAUAAACUCAAACACUCGAAGGUAAAUUUUGCAUCGCAUGGAAACAAGGUGGAUGGAGCGGAUAAACAUGGUACUUCUAUCGUCUUCUAG
Molecule: messenger RNA, 1245 nt
Organism: Phytophthora nicotianae INRA-310
Lineage: Eukaryota; Oomycota; Peronosporomycetes; Peronosporales; Peronosporaceae
Exons: 1
Coding region: 1-1245 (414 amino acids)
Source: RefSeq, a predicted model, not a curated record